AAGUAUGCAGAGAAUUUCACUGCUUUGGGUAACCUGUUGUGGGGCAGAUCAGCUUUAGGGCUCGUUCGUCAAACAAGACGAGCUUAUGGUUAAAUCCACACUGGAGAAAGCACUGUCUGGUACAGAGGAAAUGAAUUUAGCAUGAUGAGUACAACACUGCUCAAUGAAAAACAAGGGGAGAUGAAAUUAGAGCACAUGCAUUGCUAUCUCUGGCAUUCCUUCACCAGAACUGCAUGCUAUUACAUCCAAAAUAAAUAAAACCUCCUCAUAUCAUAAUAUUUUGAGCGUUGGACUGAAUUGGAGUGAAUAACACUCAUGAUGAUGAGUUAAUGCGAGUGAGCUGCUGGAGUGUUAUUGUAUCGGUGUGUAAUAUGAGUCUGGGCGUAUAGGACUGUCUGGGUGGGAGUCUCAUUUUGGGGUUUUGCAAGGGUUCUGUACUUAGUGUGGAACUGGAAUAGAUGACAGAUUCAUCUCUCAUUUUCUCUCUCUUUCUCUCUAUCACACACACACACACACACAUACAAAGGAAAUAGUGGUCAUAAGACAAGACCAAAGACAACUUAAGAAGAAUUUAACCAUUGACUUUAGCUUCUAAAAGGGGAAACUGUCAAGCAGACAGCAUGCACCUGAACGCGGCCCUCCGGAACGCCGGGCUCUGGAUCCUUCUCAGUUUAGCGUCCGCUCAUCUGACUGAACAGCAGGCAUCAGACAUCGUGGACAUUCAUAAUGACAUUCGCUCGGAGGUUCAGCCCAGCGCUGCCUUCAUGCACAAAGUGGUGUGGAAUGAAACAGUGCGUCUGGUGGCAGAAUCAUAUGCAGCAAAAUGUAUCUUCAAAGACAACCCUGAUCUCCCAAACCUCAAAAUGGGAGAAAACCGCUUUGUAACGAAUCGGCCAUUUAAUGUAAUCGAAGUAAUGUUGGACUGGUUGGAAGAGAAAAGCGAUUAUGACUUUGAUAGCAACUCUUGUAAUAAAAUUUGUCACCAUUACACUCAGAUGGUGUGGGCGACCAGCACACAAAUCGGAUGUGCUGCUCAUUUAUGUGGAACCAUUGAGGGUCUGGAUUAUAAGAAUGCCACACUGCUGGUCUGUGAUUACUACCCGCGAGGAAAUUAUAAAGGACGGAGACCAUACGAGCAAGGAAGGUUUUGUUCAAAGUGUCCAGAUGAUCUGUGUGAGGGGAACAUCUGUGUGAAACAUCUUCCAUCUGAGGAGACAGAAUAUGAUGCCACACAGCCCACAAUCCCGCCUGACACUGCACAGGAGUCCACCGCUGUUACUGAAGAAGACACAACAGAGGACACAAAGAUAUGGAAAGUCACAAUGAGUAGAUCAGAGGUGGAGAGAAGUUCAGCUCCUCUGCUGAUGGGUGUUUGGAUAUUGGCAGCUCUCAUUCUAUGAUAAAAGUCCUUCUGCAUCAUAAUCAUCCACACACAUACACAUGCAUACAUGCACAUAACAACGUACAAGAAUUGAUAUGUUUUAAGACAACAUAUUCUCC
Messenger RNA from Misgurnus anguillicaudatus (oriental weatherfish), 1500 nucleotides. Its product is annotated as peptidase inhibitor 16. Lineage: Eukaryota; Metazoa; Chordata; Actinopteri; Cypriniformes; Cobitidae. The record is from RefSeq and is a predicted model, not a curated record. Gene Ontology annotation, cellular component: extracellular region.